AUGGGGCAACAAAACUCCUCAACCAGAUCAGAACGGCCUAUUACCUACAGUGUUAACCCCCUGUCUCUCAAGAAGAAGCUGCAUCAGUUGCGACAGCUUCAAUAUCUUCAGCGCUUUAAAGAGCUACAAGUCAGUAAUCGCCACAUCCCGGAGAUCAACGCGGGCGCCGAACUGUUGAUACUGGACUCUCUCAAAGCCAUCGAAGUUGUUUCGGAGUUCCUUUGGCCUCAAAAUUCAUGGUUUAUAUCGACCACUUCUAGCGGGUGUUUUCGCAAUAUGUAUCUGCAGGGCCACGAAAGGAGCAAAACCAAUAUCAGCAAGCGCGCCUUGAUCUUGAUUAGCAAGACCGAUGAAACCUCAAGUCCUUGCUUGACAGUAACGCUGCUUGGACAACAAGACCGACUCGAGUUCGAAGUUCGUGAGCUCAAAGACAUGUACAGCUUGUUUAGAGCGACGCUUGAUAGCGAGUAUACCUAUGAAUAUAAUUGUCUUACCAAAUAUCAAGGAAGUCUAUCUACGACAUAUCAUCAGAUGGUCCAACAGCAGCCUCAGAUUUGCAGCAAAAAUGUCCCGAAAGACCGGUAUAAGCUUCGAUAUCUUAAGAAAGAGAGGCCAAGCGACAGGAGGACCUUCCAGGGCAGAUUAAUCACCGGUCGCUUGACCAAUUUCCACUGCUUAGGCCAAGUAGAUCGCUUCCGCGUCGGCCAAGAUCUCAUCGUCGUUAUGUGCCCAGACGACUUGCAGGCUGGUAUUAAUUAUAGAACUCUGAGUACAAUGGUCGAUGCCGCGGCCGAUUUGCUUGAAAAAGAGGGUGGGAGUCCACUUGCCACCGAAUUACGCAAGUUCCGUAUCAGUUGUAUGAGUGCUUAUGACUUUCUUUCGAGACAUCCGUCAAAUCGAGGAGCUUGCGACAAAAACGAUAAGAUGAUCAUUUCCUGCGUCCAGAAGGUCACCAAUACCGUCAUGGUCUCGAAGCACAUUGUAGGGCAGGCACAGACGACGUGGAUGGUCAGCAUUCAACACCAGACGAAAGGCCCCUACCCUCCGGACGAAACUGCAUCUGAUCCUCAGGAUUCUGAUUCCGACAAUAGGGGUGAUAAUACUAGUCUUGAUUUCCUGCCAUCUCCCAACCCCGAAAACAGGAAGAGGAAAUCGCGUUCGCUAGUACUACGCUGGCUUGGUCUCAAGAAGCCGAAACGGGGCUAA
Messenger RNA from Pyrenophora tritici-repentis Pt-1C-BFP, 1206 nucleotides. RefSeq lists its product as uncharacterized. Lineage: Eukaryota; Fungi; Ascomycota; Dothideomycetes; Pleosporales; Pleosporaceae. The record is from RefSeq and is a predicted model, not a curated record.